UGACAUGUUCAAAAAAUUGUUUGAGGUUUUUUCAGUUUUUUGCUUAAAUCUCUCACUCAAAAACGGACGGAAAACGCGGCAUAUCUAUCCGGCUUUUGUGUAUGAUUUUUCAUCUAACUUCUUAGCCAUAAUUAUAUGAGUCAUAAUUAUGUCUCAUUUUAAAUUGAUAUCAUCUACAAAAGCGUCCGAUGUGAUUCCCAUUAACAAAUAUGUAUCUGGGAAAACUGGACUCACGGUGGUCAUCGCGGAUGUUGAAGGCCCAGUCGUCAAUGGAUUCUUUUGUUUAGCAACUGAAGCCCAUGACGAUGAUGGAUUGCCACAUACAUUGGAGCAUCUCAUCUUUCUCGGCUCAGAGCGGUAUCCUUACAAAGGAAUCUUGGACCUGUUGGCUAACCGGUGUAUGGCCCAAGGAACCAAUGCUUGGACAGACACUGAUCACACCUGCUAUACAAUAUACACUGGUGGUGAUGAAGGCAUGUUGACUCUGUUGCCUAUAUACCUGGAUCACAUUUUGAGACCAACACUUAGUGAUGAAGGUUACCUCACUGAAGUCCAUCACAUUGAUGGGGAGGGAAAUGAUGCAGGUGUAGUGUACUGUGAAAUGCAAGGCCGGGAGAAUAGUGCAGAUAGUAGAUGUGAGUUGCAGCUGCUAAGGUCCAUGUACCCAUGCAGUGGAUAUUCAGCAGAGACAGGAGGAGUCCUUCGAAAUUUGAGAAUUUCUACUGAUAAUGUCAAAGUACGUGAUUAUCACAAGAAGUUCUACAGACCUGAGAAUCUAACAAUAAUUUUGACUGGGCAAAUUGCAGCGGAUGAUGUAUUCAAAGCAUUAGCCACAGUGGAGGAUGACAUCAUAGCUAAGAGAGAGAAGGAGCCCCAAGAAGAGUGGGUGAAGCCGUGGCAGACACUGCCGCCACCGCCGCUGCUGGGAGAGCACACAGUCUUCUGGCCAGCGGACACUGAGGACUGUGGAAUGGUAAUGUUCGGUUGGCGAGGGCCGGUAUUGACUUCGCCGACUGCCCACAAACAGAUGACGGCGUGCGCAGUGUUAUUGCGUUAUCUGGCAGAGACUGCGGCCGCGCCGCUGCAGCAAUGUCUUGUGGAGCGGGAGGACGCAAUGGCUGGAGAUGUGUCAUACAAUCUGACAGAAAACCUAGUCACACUUAUUAAGGUGGAGCUGAACAACGUGCCCGUACAGAAGCUGCGUGCGGCGUACGAAGAGGCGCGACAGUGUAUCGCGGCCGUGAGAACAGGACAGAAUCCCAUCGAUAUGGACCGGAUAGGUCGCCUGUUGAAGAAGCAGCUGCGCGAGAUGCUGGCCAGCCUGGAGUCGGACCCGCACCACGCCAUAGCCUUCCGCUGCAUCGGGGACCUGCUGUAUUCGAGGGACGAAAACGACUUCAUACAGCGAAUGAACCCACAAAUAGCAGUGAACGAGUUAUUGAAGGAGAAUGUGGACUAUUGGCUGAGCAUAAUGCAGCAGUACUUCACCGAUGACAUGGUCGUCAUACUCGGUGCGCCCAACAUUGAACUGCAGGAGAGUAUGGCGUUCAUUGAGAACAAGAGGCUAACGGAACAGAAGAAAGAAUUGGGAGAAGCCGGUCUAGCGGAGAAGGCGAGACAGCUCCAAGCUGCCAUAGAGCACAAUGAGAGGCCGCCGCCGGCCGGCACGCUGGCCGCAGUCCCCGUGCCCACGUGCGCCCGCGUGCGCGCGCACCGCGUGAGCUGCUGGAGCUCGGGGGCGGAGCCCUGUCCGCUGCUCGACCUCACACAGCUCCCGCUCUACACGAGGCUGCAGAGCCUCAAGACCAACUUUGUUUAUAUCAACUUCCUCCUGGACACAUCGGGACUAGACAGCCAGACGCGGCAGUGGGUCCCGCUGUACACGAACAGCCUGGGCCAGCUGGCGGUGCGGCGCGGCGCUCAGCUGGUGCCGCACGAGGCCGUCAUCUCCGACACCGAGCGGAUCACCGUCCACUUCUCCAACGAGAUCGGCUUUGGCAAGUCCGGGAAUUUCUCUGUUGGAUCGUACGGACAGUUUUUGCAUGUUGAGGUCACGUGUGAGCCGGCAGACUACGAGCAAGUGGUCAACCAUCUGUACGAGAUCCUGUACUGCUCUGAACUGUCCAAAGAGCGGUUACUGGUGUUUGUUCAACGGAUGAUCAAUGAUGUCUCCCAGGUGCGAAGGAACGGUCACAAAAUGGUAUACGACGUGUUACGCGACGCGGUUUACAACGAGAACACCAACACGCACUGGUGCUCCGUACUGCGACAGCAGAAGUUCCUCAAGAAUCUUCUCGAACAGCUGACCGCAGGCGGGGACUCCGCUGAGGCUGCUCUCAGAGAAGGCAAGGAUGCGUUCCAGAAGAUUCUAGAAAAGCCUUGGUUGCACUUGUCGUCUGACUUGACCAGGUACAAGCUGUCGACUGAGCCAUGGAAAAAAUUCACCACCAAUGAUGUUGCUCCUGUUGAACCAAAAUUAUACUACGAUGCAGAGCUAAUGCACGAUAAGAGUGUGCCUGGUUUUGUGGUGGGCAUCGGCGGGCUGGAGUCGUCGUUUUCGGCUCAGUUCAGCCCCGGGCCGCGGGGCUACGACCUGGCGGAUGUGGCGCCGCUCACUCUGCUGCUGCAGUACUUCACGCAGCUCGAGGGCCCGAUGUGGCGUCAGAUCCGCGGCAGCGGGCUGUCGUACGGAUACUCAGUGCGCGUGUCGCAGUCUGAGGGGCGCCUGCUGGCCGCGCUCUACCGCGCCGCCAGCACUGUGCCCGCCUACGACAAACUCAUCUCCAUACUGCAAUCGUUUCUGAAAGACGGCGAGUUCGACGAGGACCUGUUCCAAUCGGCAAAGAGCACGGCCAUCUUCGACGUGUUAGACUCUGAGAAGUGUCCCGCAGACGUCGUCAGCCAGUCGCUGCUCAACUACGUGCGACGGUGUCCGCAAACAUACAGCAGAGACUUGAUCUGCGCGUUGUCUCAAGCGACGAUGGAGGACGCUAGGGCGGCAGCACAACGCUGGCUGCCGCCGCUGUCGCAGCCCGCGCGCGGCACGCUGGCCGUGGUGUGUCACCCCAGCAAGGUCACGGAGAUACAGCAGGCCUUCCUACAGAUGAACAUAAAACUGGACGCCUUUGAAUCCAUGGAAGCAUCGCAUUUUAACCAAUAAGCACAAUCCUACAAUAAGUUUUAAUUGUAUUUUACCUAUUAUGCUAAACCAUUUUUAUGUAACUUUUAAAAGUUGUAAUAUAUUAUAGUUUUAUUUAACUGUA
Molecule: messenger RNA, 3263 nt
Organism: Plodia interpunctella (Indianmeal moth)
Lineage: Eukaryota; Metazoa; Arthropoda; Insecta; Lepidoptera; Pyralidae
Exons: 20
Coding region: 149-3160 (1003 amino acids)
Molecular function (GO): metal ion binding
Source: RefSeq, a predicted model, not a curated record